CUGCAUGAGGAGGCCCCACUGCAGGCCGAAGGCGGCCAGGAGCAGGUUCACGCCCACGCUGCUGAAGCCGUACCUCUUGAGGAAGGUCAUCAGGAACCCGAAGCCGAUGAAGAUCAUCACGUGGACGUCCUGAAACACUGGAGAAACGGAGAGGACAGCAUGUUGCUGGCAGAGGGCUGAACAUUUCUCCUCAGGGCAUUGUGCUUGUUCACGAUCUCACUCUGGUCUGACGAGGACACCAGGACUGUGCCUGAAGAGAAAAAGAUGGAGGGAACAUUCAAAAACCAAAUGUGAAUGAUGAAACUGAAUCUUACUGGAGAUGGAUGUUGGAAUAUUUGCACUCACCCUCCUGCAGGUGUGAUUCCAGAGAUGAGGGAGAAAGAAAAGACGUCACCUGAAGAGCAGCCAGGAGGCCAAAGGCGCACAGGAAGUUGAAGGUGUGCAUACUCGCUGUUCAGUCCGAGACUGUCGACCUCCGAGGGCCACAGGUGCACCCUCCACUGCGCAUGCGCCGAGCCGCUGGCCGCCUCUAUUUGUUCCCAUACCUCAUCAUCAUCAUCAUCAUCUUCUUCUUCAUCCUCAUCUUCAUCAUCCUCACAGGUUGAACUGAACAUCCUCUCCCACAAAGACGCAUCUCUCUCUCUGGCACUCGGAUGUAGUCUCUCUCUCUCUCUCUCUCUCUCUGAUCUGUCUUUUGUUGUCGGUGAGACCCAGCGCGGAGCAGCCGAGGAAGAAAGAGGAAGAGGAGGAAGGAGCCAUAAUAAUAAUAAUACUAAUCAUACCAAUAAGAUGAAGAAACGUUAUGUGGACGCGAGCAGGCUGCGGAAAAUGAAGAAGCUGAAGAUAACGGAGCGUCUGUCUGAGAGUGCGUACACCUUCCUGAAGUUUAUGAUGAUGUGGACUCUGGUGCUGCUGGCAGAUUUCAUCCUCGAAUUCAGACUGGAGUACCUGUGGCCAUGCUGGCUCUUCUUCGGGAGCGUGUACACAACGUUCCACUGCCAUGGCCUGGUUAUUUGUGUUGUUUUCGUCUGCGCUGCCUUCACUCUUGACAUCUUCUGUUUGAUUUUUGUUCCUUUGCACUGGCUGUUCUUUGUGGCCAGCACCUACGUAUUAUUCAAUUACAUAUGGCACACAGAGAAAGGCAUCUGCAUAUCGACAGUGUCCCUGUGGAUUAUACUUGUGUACACGGAGGCUUCGCUCCGACUCAAGGACCUUAAAACCUCUCACGCCAACCUGUCUCAUCUUUUCGCUGCACACUGUAUUGGAUAUCCUGUGGUAUAUCUGGGGUUUGAUGCCACCUGCUACUUCACCAACAUCUUUAAGCUGCGCAUACAGAGAGCCGUUCAGAGCGAGAACGACUUCCACAUGCACCUCCUGCAGCACUCGCUGCCUCCAGGCCUGCAGGUUUUCCCCAAGACGAGCGCAGACGGCAGCAACAGCAACUCGAAAUGGAAGAUAAAGCCAGAGUCGAGUCAGUAUCAGUGUCAGAACGGUGCCGUCGUGGCCCACGAUGAGGCACACACUGUGGAUUGCCUCCAGAUCCGCAGCGAGGAGAGAGCGACGGAGAAGGGAGCACAGGAGGUGAAGUCAGCUGAGUUGCACCGGCGGCAAUCGUCGUCCAAACACAGUGCAGGUGAGUCCAGAGAUGUGCUGCACGGUGGGGCGGGAGGACCAGAAUCCUCUGGGACCCCGGAACAUCUACCUCAGGAGGAGCAGGGAAGCAAAGCCACGAGGGCAGCCAAAAGCUCCUCGCCGAAAACUCGAAGCAGCACGAACACGCCGUCUCCUCCUGCAGCGAGAACCGAGAAGAAACAGAGGACCAGCUCAAAAACGGUCAGCCCCAACCGGGACGUGACGGAAAAGACAGCGACUCAGAAUCACCACGCUGAGCAGACGAACAAGCUGGAGCAGGAGCUGAGGAAGCUGAGGGGGGAGCUGCAGGCGAGCAGGCAGAGCGAGCAGGAGCUGCGGAGUCACAUGUGCAACUUAACCAACAGCGAGAGGAGCCUGAGACCUGAGGUGUCUCUGCUCCGACAGUCCAACAUCCUGCUGCAGAGCAAGAUUCUGUGUCUGACUAAAACCAAGCAGCGAGACAAACAGAGCGGUGCGAUGCUGGAGAAGAAGACCAGAGCAGAGAUGGAAGCCAGAAUCUCUGCUGAGAAGCAGUUGGCUGAACUUCAGGCUCAGAAACUGGAGGAAGCCGCCAGCUCAGCACGGAGCCUCACAAACAGGCAGGAACACUGUGAAACCCAAAUGUUAAGGAAAAGGGUUAAAGAUCUAGAGACAGAGUACAAACAACUACAGCUGGAGUAUCAAGUGAAAGAGAAUCGGGUGGUAGAUCUAGAGAGUGAUGUUGAGGCGUUGGGAAAGUACCGCUGCGUGGAGAAAGAGACGGACAUGCUGCUGUCCACUCUGUCGGCCAUGCAGGAUAAAGCUCAGCAUCUGGAGUACAACCUGAGCGCAGAGACUCGCAUCAAACUGGACCUGUUCUCCGCACUGGGAGACGCCCGCAGACAGCUGGAGAUCGCUCAAGAUAAAGUGAUGAAGCAGGAUCGGGAGAUCAGUGAGAUGAAGCAGAAAAUUGCGGAGGUGAUGGCCGUCAGCCCCGGUGUCUCCUACAUGGCUCCUCGGCCUCAGGUGCCGCAGUAUCUCACCAAGCUGCUCAACUCUGAGCGCUACAUGCUGAACCCCCGAGCGCUGAUGUACCAGUGUCUAAAGAAAUGAAGGGACGCCAAAUCCCCGGACUUCCUCAUCAUCCUAAAAACAGGCGGGGGAGGGGUUUGAAUGGAUUUUUUUAUCACAGAGCUAAAUGACAACACACAGUCGUCUACUUCCAGCCAUGAGUGGAACCAGAAGGAGCCUCCACAAGUCGAAUGCCUUUAGCUGCACUGACGGUGCUACUUCAUUCUGUAUAUUUCACGUCUCCUCUCGCACAUCCUGAGCUGAAAACGACGAUAUCUGAUAUGCAGAGCUGCCGUCAGGAGGCACGGGUUUUAUGUGAAGACGCCACCACGACAGUGUAAACCAACUAACUGGGAUGCAACAGAGAAAAGCACAAACGUCUCGACCAGUUCACACACUGAAGGUUUGUGGUGAAUCUGGUGCUGUGUUUUUACACAACUGACAAAAGAGUAAGUGAAGCGGCCGUAAAUGUUCAGUCCAGAUAAAACUGGACCCGGUUGAUCUGCCGCUCUCCUCUUUUGAUCUGUAAUGAUCUCACAUCCGUAAGUAUGAAUUCAUUCUUUACUUAUGAUUACCUUUUGUUUAAGUUCAAAUCGUAGAAGUACGUAAUUUUCUUGACAUUACAGACGCACUAACAAGUCACCGACUGCGGCUUUAAGAAGACAAAUUCGUACGACGUAGAACUAAAGUCAAGAAUUCAAGUAUUAUUCUUACACACGGUUGUAAGAUUUUAGGAAAUACAAUCAUUUUUGUUUUAAUCUGCAGUGAUGCUGAUCAGGCCUCAAUAACACGGUCAAAUUUUAGUAUUAGGACAAUAUUAUUUAAUUGGCCUUUUUAUAUUCCUAGUAAACAACGACAGUGAACCAGGAAACUUACA
Molecule: messenger RNA, 3559 nt
Organism: Paralichthys olivaceus (Japanese flounder)
Lineage: Eukaryota; Metazoa; Chordata; Actinopteri; Pleuronectiformes; Paralichthyidae
Product: macoilin-1
Biological process (GO): neuronal signal transduction
Cellular component (GO): rough endoplasmic reticulum membrane
Source: RefSeq, a predicted model, not a curated record